AUAUAUAAACAAGAGUAAAACACUCCAGAAGUACAGGCUUCCUUCAAGUCGACAAUUAUCUUGUGCUUUCUCAAGCCAUAGCAUCUGAGAAGUAUUGGUUGGGACUUCUCAGCAAAGAGCCAUGGCACGUGGAAUCCUUUUGUGGGUUGCAUGGACUUGUCUGCUUUUGGAUAGCAGUGCUGUUUAUUCUGCUACAACAGGAAAAUUUAGGCUCUCUGCUGCCACUAAGAACCUUGAAUCUGAUGUAGCAGAUGAUUUUGGAGAUCAGGAUAAUGAGCUUUCAGAUGACAAGCCAACCACCCAUGUCUACCCAAGCUCAAACAAACCUCCAGUAGUGCAGCCACUGAAUCUGAUCCCAACUCGGCAGCCCCUGACCAAUGCACAAAACACCCCUGACGUGGAAAAGAUUUUGAAUGCUGAGAAUAGACGCUGGGGAUCGACACAAUUUGAGCCAAUUACCUUUCCUUUAAGCAGCGGGAACCAGAUGGAAGCCCCAAAACCUCAGUCGACACCACUUGUCUCCUCAAGCAGCAACUCUGUCUCAUCAAACAUUGCGACUGGCUACAGGCCACCACAGGCUUCAACCCCUCUGCACUUGUCUGCAGGUGGAUUGGAAUCUUGGUAUCCUGGCGGCAAUGUGGACACUGACUCAAUUCUGAGUUCCAGAUUCCAGAUGGUAAACCCUGGUUCAAGUAGCACCCCCCCUCCUGCGGUCCAAGGAUUUCAAAGCUCCAGGGUUGUUUAUCCUGCUCCUCAGGCUUCUAAUGCAGCAGAGGCGCUUGGCCAAGGAUCUCCAACUGAGUAUGUUGCCACACUAAAACCAGUUUACCCCUAUCCCUCUGUGAAUGAGCUCCCUUUGGCUUCUAAUGCUGCUACGAGUUACAGCCACAGUAAUGAAAUUGGUCCCUAUGUCUCGCAACCUUAUAGUCCUGCUAGAUAUUCCACAGUGACAGCCAAACCUCAAAACUAUCCUGCUGGAAGAUUUGACCAGGGGAAUGAUAUUGAUGCUGGCUCUCGUGUGGCUUACAACUUUGUCCCACCAAAACCUGCCGUUCAAAAGCCCACCGUCGGCGCUAGGCCUCAAAGUCCAGCUGCUGCUGGAGGGUACAGACAGGGUUAUGUUAGCAGGCCAACUGCAUAUGCUUCUCCACAAAGGAAACCCACUCUGCAAAGCUCAGCAAGAUUCCAAUCUCCAACCUGGAUGAUGAUGCCGCCCUUCACUAACAUGUUUGGCAAUGAGGUUCUUGACUUGGCCCAAAUGGGCCCUCAGCUACCGAACUGGAUGACCAUGCAGAUGGCGAGCAUUCCUCAGGGACUGGCAGUCCCCCCAAAAGCUUACCAACCCCCCAGUCCUGAACCGCGCCCCAAGAAGUUUAUCUUCCGGUCCAAAAACGCUUACCAGCAUGGAAGGUAUAGUGCAUCCAAAACCACUUAUGUACCGAACAAAAAGGUGAAAAAUGUGAAGGCUUCAAACGGUUGGGUCUCUGUGUGGAAAGUUGUAUGCAAGACAUAAAAAUAAAAUAAAAAAACCUUUAAAAUGAAAUAUUGACUUGGCUUC
Menidia menidia (Atlantic silverside) is the source of this 1558-nucleotide messenger RNA. Lineage: Eukaryota; Metazoa; Chordata; Actinopteri; Atheriniformes; Atherinopsidae. The record is from the annotation of a GenBank genome assembly.